Epinephelus fuscoguttatus (brown-marbled grouper) is the source of this 4883-nucleotide messenger RNA. RefSeq names its product acyl-CoA synthetase long chain family member 4a (gene acsl4a). Gene Ontology annotation, biological process: long-chain fatty-acyl-CoA metabolic process; neuron differentiation; long-chain fatty acid metabolic process. Gene Ontology annotation, cellular component: endoplasmic reticulum; plasma membrane; lipid droplet. NCBI's taxonomy places the organism in Eukaryota, Metazoa, Chordata, Actinopteri, Perciformes, Serranidae. Gene Ontology annotation, molecular function: arachidonate-CoA ligase activity. The transcript is spliced from 15 exons. The coding region runs from base 699 to 2837 and encodes 712 amino acids. The record is from RefSeq and is a predicted model, not a curated record.
CUUUAAUUUCAUUCAAAAUCUUUCAUUGCUCAUUGCAUUCUUCUCAUGUUUUUUAAAGAAAUAAAGCCAAUUUGCUCAGGUUUCAAAGGGUUAAACUUACAAAACAUUCAGAUUCUUGAAACUGUCCACAGGUGAAGAUAAGAUUAUCCCCACAUCUGUUCUGUUAUCUAAAAUAAACUUUAAUAGAUAAACGACGUUUUGGUCGUCAGAAAAGUAGCAGUUACAAACAUGGAGCAUCAAAUACACAAACAUUUGUGUCAAUCACAUCUGAAUAAAGGCUAUGUUUAUUUCCUGUAAGAUGUUUUCCUCUAGUGGACGUAAGGUGUACAUAUCUGUAUUAAGAGCGGGGGGAAAAAAACGGAGGGCAAAGCCACUCCGGCUGCUCAUUGGUGGGGAAAUAUGGAAUCAGAUGACGUAGUAGUUCCGGGUUUCUAUGUCCUCAGGAAAGGUAACUGUCGGUCAUUUCUGGGUAGAGACAACUGAGCGUGUUUUCCUCCGCUGAAGGUGUAAAAGCGGACCACGUAUUUUCAUACAACGGUUGUGGGAUUCUUACGUUUGUCUACUGUGGGGGCUUUGCUGUUUUUGAGGCUUCUUGUCUGACUCACAUCCAAUAUCUUUGGAACCAGCACAUUUCUAAACAAGUGUGAUCACCACUGCUGCUCAGUUCUCUUCCACACGUACUCUUCCCAGAGAACAGUAUGGUUCUCCAGUUAGACUCUGUCCUGCAAUCUAUUUUUCUAUUUCCAAUCCACCUUCUGGUAUGGCUGUACUCUGUUCUGUCCUUCCUUCCCUGGUACUACAUCACUGGUGCUGGGGAAAGAAAAGCUCUGUCCAAGCGGAUAAAAGCCCGUUCCACUUCAGGCUGUGCGGAGGGACCGUACCGCUCUGUGGACCACUUUGAUUCCCUGGCCAGGGAGGACUUCCCCGGCAAGGACACACUAGACAAGCUGUUCGAGUAUGCUGUGCAGCGUUUUGGACAACAACAUUGUCUCGGCACCAGAGAUGUACUGAGCGAAGAGAACGAGAUUCAACCCAGCGGUAAAGUAUUUAAAAAGCUGAUCCUGGGGGACUAUAGAUGGCUCUGCUACAAUGAAGUGGACUCCGCAGUCAGUCAGUUUGGCAGUGGACUAGCAGCCUUGGGGCAACAGCCCAAAAGCAUGAUUGCAAUCUUCUGUGAAACUAGAGCAGAGUGGAUGAUCGCAGCCCAGGCGUGCUUCAAGCACAACUUCCCUUUGGUGACAUUCUACGCUACACUGGGAGAGGAGGCGAUUGCAUACGGACUGAACGAGACUGGAGUUACCCAUUUGAUCACCAGUGUGGAACUGCUCGAGCAUAAACUGAAAAGAGUGCUUCCAGAUAUCCCGAAACUGAAGCACGUGAUCUACGUGGACCAGAAGAAAGUGAGCACAGAAGGCUACCCAGCAGGACUGUCCACCCACAGCAUGCAGGCCAUACGAGAGCUGGGCGCGCUGCCUGAGAAUAUGGAGCAGGCCAUUGUGAAGCCCCAGCCCUCUGAUCUGGCCGUGGUGAUGUACACCAGUGGCUCCACAGGCAGACCCAAAGGCGUCAUGAUCGUCCACAGUAACCUAAUCGCGGGAAUGACAGGCCAGUGUGAACGCAUCCCUGGACUCGGGCCUAAUGAUACUUACAUUGCCUAUCUGCCCCUGGCUCAUGUUCUGGAAAUGACAGCUGAAAUCUCCUGUGUCACAUAUGGCUGUCGGAUCGGCUACUCGUCCCCACAGACGCUCUCAGACCAGUCCACUAAGAUAAAGAAAGGAAGUAAAGGAGACUCCUCUGUACUCAAACCCACCCUGAUGGCAGCUGUGCCAGAAAUUAUGGAUCGCAUCAACAGGAAUGUGAUGAGCAAAGUGCAGGAAAUGAAUUUCAUUCAGAAGACGCUGUUUACACUGGGCUACAAAUAUAAACUGGAGCAGAUUAAGAGGGGCUAUGACGCACCACUUUGCAAUGCCCUGUUGUUCCGGAAAGUGAAGAAACUGUUGGGAGGACAUGUGAGGAUGAUGUUGUGUGGAGGAGCCCCCCUGUCCCCAGUUACUCAGAGAUUCAUGAAUGUAUGUUUCUGCUGUCCAGUGGGUCAGGGCUACGGCCUCACUGAAACCUGCGGAGCUGGCACCAUCACAGAGGUUGUGGACAUCAGCACUGGUCGUGUCGGAGCUCCUCUUAUUUGCUGUGAGGUCAGACUCAGAGACUGGGCUGAAGGUGGUUACACCAGCAAGGACAAGCCACACCCAAGAGGGGAGAUCCUUAUCGGCGGUCCCAAUGUAACCAUGGGUUAUUACAGGCAUGAAAGCAAGGAUCAGGACUUUUUUGUGGAUGAAAAAGGUCAGAGAUGGUUCUGCACUGGAGACGUAGGAGAGAUCUACGCAGAUGGCUGUCUACAAAUAGUGGACCGCAAGAAAGACUUGGUCAAACUGCAGGCCGGAGAGUACGUGUCUCUUGGUAAAGUCGAGUCUGCUCUGAAAAACUGCUCUCUCAUAGACAACAUAUGUGCUUACGCAAACAGUGAUCAGAACUACGUGAUCAGCUUUGUGGUCCCCAACCAGAAAAGGAUGACAGCACUGGCCAAGCAGAGAGGCAUAGAGGGGGCAUGGGAGGAGAUCUGCACUCACCCCGACAUGGAAAGAGAAGUUCUGAAGGAGAUCAAGGAGGUUGCUGCUAACAUUAAACUCCAGCGAUUUGAGAUUCCAAUGAAGGUACAUUUGAGUCCAGACCCGUGGACCCCCGAGACAGGCCUUGUCACAGAUGCGUUCAAGCUGAAGAGGAAAGAGCUGAAGAACCACUAUCUCUACCACAUAGAGAGAAUGUACGGGGGCAAAUAAGUUUGCCAAAUUUCACCCAAAAGUCUCCCCAUUGUCACCAUAACCACUGUUUUGAUCUGUAAAUAAUCUUCCUGGUACACCAAUGGAUUUUGAUGCUGUCUGUGUACCACAGGCGUCCAGAUGAAAAUGUCUUGAAGAGAAAAGCUGAAGCUGUAGAUAUUUGUAGCUGUUUAUCCAUAUGUGCUGCUUUCUAUUUUUGUGUGUAGAGGUUCUGAUUGUCAAAGAAAUGCACUCAAGUGGCAACUCUUAAUCCAUGAGAAGGGUCUGUGGCCAUUAUAGCACUUAACUGCCAUCCACCUAAAUCUCCUGGCUUUUAGUUGUAGUUGAUUAAAAAGCACCACUGUCCUCCAUAUGUCGCUGAUGCGUUGUUGUUACUCCCAUUGAAAAUAUUAACAACUGUAACAACUGUGAGGCUUGUAUUGCUCUUUUGUAAAGUUGGAGUACUGAUGUUACUGUGCCUUCAGUCUGCAGUACUUGUGUAGUCAAGCAGAGGUGGCAUCUAGAUAAAGCAAGUAGUUUACGCUUUUGUUACAAAACUGGUUAAACUGCUAUUGUUAUGUUUACUUGAGGAAGUGUCCCCAACCCAGAGAUACACUGACAUGCAUCAUAUAUACAGACAGGUGACAAAUUAAAGGAAAAACCAACACAAUAUGUCAUAGAACAUCAUUCUAAAAUCUCCUCAAGGUGUUCCACUAGGUGGAGAUGUGAUGACUGUGAAGGCCACGGCAUAUGAUUCAGAUCAUUUUCUUACUCAUCAAAUCACUCAGUGACCUAUGGAUGGGGGUGUUGUCAUCCUGGAAGAGACCACUCCUAUCAGGGGAGGAAUGUUUCGACAUAGGAUGAAAGUAGUCACUCAGAACUUUGUGCUGAUUUGCAGUGACCCUUCCCUCUGAGGGGACAAGUGGACCAAACCCAUGCCAGCAAAAUGCCUCCCACAGCAAAAAAAGAGCCACUGAAUCUCCCACUAUAGGGGUCACACACUCAGGCGUGUGCCGUACUCUUGGUGCACUCACCCAGAAUGACUCAUCUGACAUCCCUGUAGACGAGUGCCUGUUUUUUCACCACUGAACUCCUAAAUGUGCAUUUAUUUUUGUAAAAAGGGGUAUAUGCACCGCAACCCUACUGAUAUCCGUCUCUGUAUAAUUGUUGCUGCUCUUGCUGACGGUCUGAUCACGUCCUGCGUCAACAUUCAAAAUCACCUAAAGAUGAGUUGGUCGUUUUUCUUUGCAUAUUGCACCAAUGUACAAACAACACGGUCAUCAAAUGGUCACUAUCGACCACGGUUUCGACCGUAUUUUCUUUUCUUUCCCAUAGAUCUGAAUGCAGAUAUUCCUUCAAUGACGGUUCUGACAGAAACACUAGCUAGUUGAGCAGUCUUUGAACCUGCUUUCAAAGUCACUUGGAGCUUUUCCUCUCUCAUACAUUAGGAUGUUAAUUGCCACUCAUUGAUUCAGGUUUUUCCUUCGUCACCUGUCUGUAGAAUAAAACAUACUCGUGAUCAUGUCUGCUUAUCCACCUAUUUUUUUUUUUGUUUUGUUACCAGUGUUUUAUUUAUGCUGUCAUUGUGUCCAUUUUUUUCAGAAAGUAAGACCAAAAUGUAUAAACAUAAAUGACUCAGGAAGAUAAGCAAAUGUUUUAAUAUAUGAAAUUGUCAGUAGUUGGUUUGUAAAGAAAGCCCCUUUUGUUAAAAAUUCUUGUGGGCACCUUAUUUAUUUAAGAGCAAGCAUGUUUAACUAUUAACCAACUGCUCCGAUGCUUUGGAUAGUCAUACUGUGCAUAUUUUACCUCAGUUAACAGGUUAAUGUACAAUUUGCUAUCAUCUUGUUAUCUAAGGUGGAGUCAUUGUAAUAUUACAGGAGUGUUUUUCAUGUAUUUUUCAAAGUGUUUUCGUGCUGAUGGAUUGUCAUCAUUAAACCUUUAAGGAAGCAGACAUUGACAGUCACUUUACAGUUGGUUGUUUGGUGAUCGUAUUUGUAUUUAUUACUCCGUAAUUAUGGUCACAUGCCUUGUUCAACAUUUAAAAAAAUAAACUUUUUUCCAAUAACA